This is a messenger RNA of Drosophila erecta, 1061 nucleotides long. Its product is annotated as E3 SUMO-protein ligase NSE2. The transcript has 2 exons. Gene Ontology annotation, cellular component: nucleus; Smc5-Smc6 complex. Lineage: Eukaryota; Metazoa; Arthropoda; Insecta; Diptera; Drosophilidae. The record is from RefSeq and is a predicted model, not a curated record. The coding region runs from base 137 to 862 and encodes 241 amino acids. Gene Ontology annotation, molecular function: zinc ion binding; SUMO ligase activity. Gene Ontology annotation, biological process: double-strand break repair via homologous recombination; protein sumoylation.
CACCAAGUAUUAACAAUUCGCGAAAUGCGAUUUGCCUGACUAGCGAGCUACCGAUCUUAUCCGAACCGUCGAUGUUAAACAUCUGGCUGCAAUUACUCUGCAAUUUCAAAACAUAAACCUAACAUUUAGCUUUAAAAUGGACUUCAAUCAGCAUGUGGAUUCCGCACUGACCACUUAUGUGGACAACACAAAGUUCUUCAGGGAAAUGGCAGACGUCGUGUCCGAUUUCAGUGAUGGCGGGGAGAUCCAGAAGCUGCUGGAGGAAAGCGCCCGCCUGCGCGUGGAGCACGCCGAGAAUCUCAUCCGUCUGAAGAGCAAGCACGAAGCACUCUGCCAGACUAUGCAGCAGGUCCAAAACUCCAGCUCCACCAUCGAACAGUUCAAUGAAGUCUGGAAGAAGCGCUCCGGAGCGGCGGAGCGGAAGCGCAUCAAUGUCAAAAACAUAGCCCAGUUCAAGAACUUCAAGAAAACUGUGGAAUCCACAGCUGCCCAGGCAGGUGCGGAUGUUAAUGGUCAAGCAAAUGGCGCCGCCCACGAUGAGGACCUUAUCAUCGAAGGAAUCGAAGAGACCGGCGGCGAGAUCUUCUCGCUCUACGAUCCCUGGUCCAAGGCCCUGAUGCAGAACCCCGUGCGCAACAAAAUGUGCGGUCAUAUCUACGACCGCGAUUCGGUAAUGCUGAUCAUUAAAGACAAGAUUGACAUUCGGUGUCCGGUGCUCGGCUGUGCCAACGAGACCUACAUCCAGCCAGCGCACCUGGUCGAGGAUGCCAUCGUCCGGCAAAAGGUACGACAGCGAAUGGCCGAAGAGGUUGAGGAUGACACUGCCUCGGAGGAGGACGAGGAACAGGCGGAUGAGGAUUGAGCAGAAUUCCGUUGUUGCCUAUCCUUAGCUGAACUUCAAUAGUAGUGCGUUUGUUCUACUUCCAUAGGAUGUAAUAUCUAAUCAUGACUAGGAUCAGCUCUUACAUUUUCAUCUGUAUUUGUAAUAAAUAUUUAUUAUUGUCGACAAUAAAUACUUAUCGGGUGGUCCGAUAAGUACUUAGCCUACAAAAGAAAAACAA